Periophthalmus magnuspinnatus is the source of this 2017-nucleotide messenger RNA. RefSeq lists its product as uncharacterized. Lineage: Eukaryota; Metazoa; Chordata; Actinopteri; Gobiiformes; Gobiidae. Bases 51 to 1916 code for a protein of 621 amino acids. The record is from RefSeq and is a predicted model, not a curated record. Gene Ontology annotation, molecular function: semaphorin receptor binding; chemorepellent activity. The transcript is spliced from 14 exons. Gene Ontology annotation, biological process: positive regulation of cell migration; negative chemotaxis; neural crest cell migration.
UGAAUUCGCUUAUCCUCUUGUCGCUUUUGGUCACAGCUGUGGCGGGGAAGAUGGCUCGGCUCAAAUUCGUGGUGCACGAGCCCCCCAGGUUCCACUUCAGCAAAGCGGAGAACUACAUCAGCAUGUAUCACCAGGAGGGCACCGACACGCUCUAUGUGGGAGGCCGGGCCAACAUCUAUGUGUUGAACUUCACUGACCAUGGCGUCACCGAUUUGCAGAUCCCAGCGGCUUCUGAUGAGACCGCCAAGAAUACCUGCAGGGCCAAGGCUGCACCACUCGAGAUGGAGUGUGAUAACUUCAUCACGGUCAUGCAGAAAGUGAACGACACAUUCAUCGUGUGUGGGACCAACGCGGGGAGCCCCAGGUGCUGGAUGCUGGUGAAUGACACAGUGCUGACUGAUGUCCAGGGUCACAUCUCCUCAGCCUCAGACAUCUCCCCGGCCUACCCCUCGCAGAAGUCCAUCAGCCUGGCCACAGAUGGCAGCCUGUAUUCGGCCCUCUCUUCAGUGGGGGGUCACGCUGGAUCCAUACGCCGCACAUUUGGCCCGCAGAAGCUCCUGAAGACUGAGAACAUUUGGCUGAUGAAUCCGCAGUUUGCUGGAGCGGCCAUGAUCCCCACCUCCCUCCGAGACAAAGAGGAAAUCUACUUCUUCUUCAGCGAGUUCAACAAGACGGCGCGGGUGGACGAGGAGCCGUACAGAGCCCGCAUAGGCAGAGUCUGCAUGGUGGAUGAAGGAGGCAUCAAAGCUCUUCUUGCGGACUCAUGGACCACGUUCCUCAAGGCUCGGGUCAUGUGCGGAGCAGGGAACACCCAGCAGCAGUACAACAACCUCAGACAGGCCGUGGUCCUCACCGCCCAGGACAAGAGAGCGGGGGUGCUCUACGGCCUCUUCUCCAACGCAUGGGGGAAGACUGUGAUUUGUGCCUACUCUAUUGAAGACAUAGACCGGGCCUUCUCUACAUCCAAGCUCAAGGGCUACAGCAGUCCAUUAACCGGAAUGCGCCCCGGCAUGUGUGUACGUAAGGACCCCAGCUCCACAGGAGGACACAAUGACAUCAAGAACCUGGGCGUGAUCCGAUACCACCCGGAGAUCGAAGAUGUGAUCCGGCCCGUGGGGAUCGCCCCCCUGGACCUGCCCACCGACGACCAGAUCACACACGCUGUCGCAGACAUCGUCCUGGCUGUCAACGAUGAGCACUACAGCGUCCUAUACCUCGGAACAGAACAAGGCAAAAUCCUGAAGGUUCUCCACACCAGCGACGGAGCUUUCAUCAUCUCUCAGUACUCCCUGUUCCACAACGAGAGUCCUGUGCUCAGCAUGGUCAUCGACUCCCCAAAGGGCCACCUGUACGUGGGCACAGCCAUGGAGGUGCAGAGGCUGACACUGGCAGACUGCGGUCGCUAUGGAGACACGUGUCGGGAGUGCAUUCUGUCCCGGGACCCCUAUUGUGGCUGGGAUAGGCUCCAGAGGAAGUGCAUCCCCAUCCCGCCUGGGUACAACGUCACCACCGGGAGCCUGAUUCAGAACCUGGACCAUUCCAACUCCUCGGUGUGUGGAGAGGCUGCCGCCCUGAAGCUGCGUAAAACCUCCCCCAAGGAGGUGCUUGUUCCCAGAAACACCACGGUGUUCCUGCCAUGCCCGGUGCGCUCCUUCCACGCCACGUACCGCUGGGAGAGGGACAACUGCGUGCUCAACUACCCCUGCCUGUUCUCUGGGGACUUCUGUGUGCUGGGCCCGGCCGUAGACACCCCGCUGAAGGAGGGGGUAUUCCGUUGCAUGGCCUCUGAGGACGGCUUCAAAGUGGAGGUCAUCUCCUUCAGGCUGGUCAACCAGGGCCCUCUGCUGGCCGCCUCUGUGCUCUGCUCCCUGGGCCUGUCACUGCUGCUGGCUGCGGCCACUCUAUGGCUCCAUUAACUGCAGCAAGUGUUAACGCUAACCCUCUCCUGAGGCUCCCACUGAAGAGCAACCAGGGAGCCACUGUACGGAUAGGUUUACACAGCAUUUAAUACAUGGUC